This is a messenger RNA of Lachancea sp. 'fantastica', 618 nucleotides long. The record is from the annotation of a GenBank genome assembly. Lineage: Eukaryota; Fungi; Ascomycota; Saccharomycetes; Saccharomycetales; Saccharomycetaceae.
AUGACUACUACCAUGGAAGAUAAUAAUAUUUCACCAGCAUACUACUAUUACGUAGACCCAUCAACGUCGUACCAUUCACAACAACCAGAUCCUCUGGACGACCUGAUAUCGGUUUAUGGUCUCCAGGAUAUAUCACAACAGGUUGCACGCGCAAAUCCAGACGGCACAAAAGCCGUAAAACUGCGGAAAUCCUACAAAAAUCAGAUAAACGACCUUUCCGGCAAGUUUUCUGUCAUUCCAACGCGAGAUAACGGCAAAGGCGGCGAUAUAGCGCCAAUUCUGUUUCAAAAUAAUCCAGAUAUGAUUUCCCAGGUACAACGAACCCCCGAAAUGACGCCUGAUCAAUGGCGUCAGCUCAUGUGCGAGCGUGACACUUCUUUAUUCGAUUCACAAAAUAUGGACUGGGAAGUUUGUCAAAGCGUGCUUUCACAAUUCGGGAGAAGCCACCCUGCUGAAUUUCAGGCCAACGGUUUCCAAGCCGAAGAUCUGGCUUUCGACUUGGAUGGCAGUGGCAACGCAAUAAGGGCCAAAAAACGUAAAAACAAGUCUAGCGGCAGUUCCAUGGCUACGCCCAACAGUGACAUGCAGGAAGACAUGAAGAGAAGAAGGUUAGAAUGA